Chara braunii is the source of this 3413-nucleotide messenger RNA. The record is from the annotation of a GenBank genome assembly. NCBI's taxonomy places the organism in Eukaryota, Viridiplantae, Streptophyta, Charophyceae, Charales, Characeae.
CAGAUUGGAAGCUGCAAAUGGACGCUGUCCCUGAGGCAGAGAAAGCGCAGUACCGGUUCUUUUACGAGAAAGCAUUGAAGAGGGAGGAGGAAGAGAAAGAGAAGGAGAGGGAGGAGAAGGUAAAGGCUCAUGAAACCAUCUUUUGUACCUUGCCUGCCCUGACCGAUGAGGAGGUGGAAGAGAAAACCGUUCCACUUCUCCGGGCUUUGGUGGAUGUUCGGACUGUUGAGGACCACGCUGGCCAACUCGCUAAAGUAUUCGACGAGCUUAAGAAGUUGCGCAAGGACAUGGCCCUGAUGGCGCAGCAGCACCGUGACCAGCUGCAACAGCUUGCUAAUGUGCAGCCAGCCCAAAGCACCCUUCCAUCUACCUACCCUGCUUCUAGUGCUGCGUGUCAGUCUGUUUUUGCCCUUCUAAAUGUGUCUUCUUCUACUUCUUCUUCAUCCUUGAGUGUGGCUAACAACCAAUCCGGAUCUGCAGCAGGUCCAGACCCCGCUGCUGCUGCUGCUGCUGCCGCAACGGCAAGUGGUGGUGCAAGGAAUUCUGGAACUGUUGCAGCCCCGGGCCCGGACCCAGCAAUGCCUGGGCCAGGCGGCAGCUUUGCUUACAUCGACAGGAAGGCGGCGCAGAUUCCGUCCAAGUAUGACGGACAGGACGACGUCGAGUCUUGGAUCAGCUCCAUGCGAUCCUACUUUGAUGUAUUGGGGACACCCCCGUCCACUCAGUCGUCUAUCCUAGGGACCAAUGUGGAGCCCGUCGUGAGAGGUUUUCUGGAAACCCAAGCUGUCCAAUCAGGCUAUAAGAGAAUAGACCUGAACAAAUGGCUAAAGGCCACGCCUAUCACCACACUCGAGGACCUCUUGAUCAAACAGUAUGCUGAUCCACAUGCUGCAGCUAAAGCAAGACUCAAGCUUGACAAGCUCGAGCACAACAAGUGGACUGGCACCAUGCACAACCUGCAACAGUAUGUUAGUAAACUCUUUGCUACUCCGGAUUUGGAGAUGACUGCGCAGUCCUGUCUGGAUGUGAUAAAAGGUACGGUCCCCUCUACUCUAAAAGAUCGCCUAGGGCUCGGACUCGGCGGAUAUACAGAUUGGCUUACCCUCAUGCGGGACUUAGUCAAGCUAGAGGCACAAGACCUCCCGGGUGGAUCAAGUGGCAAAAAGGUCACCAGCCGCAAGCGGUUUCCAGGCAGCAGCCGUUUUGCAGCACAUGAUCUGCUUGAGGCUGACGAGGAGACCCUCGUGGAUGAAUCUUCUCUUGAUGACGAGCAAGAGCAAGACUGUGGGGCAUCUUGCUCUUUGUCAGCCCAUGAGUCUGAGUGUAUAAAUGACGAUGAAUCUAUGAAUGCCUUUAAAAAGACUGCUUUCAAAAGUAAGGGACCGAGGACCACGAUGAAGAACAACACUAACACUAUCCUUCUUCCCAAGGGAGCAAAGAUUCCACCAAAACCGGAAGAUCCUGCCACAAAACCAUGGGUAGAUCUCCGGAUUAGUGAAAGUGGGUGCAAGGUCUUCAGCAAGAUCAACCUCAAAUCUGGUUAUCACCAGAUUGAAGUCGAACCUGCCGACCAGCACAAAACUGCAUUCAAAACUCGCGAUGGGCCGUACGAGUUUACAGUUAUGCCCUUCGGUCUCACGAAUUCACCAGCCACCUUUCAAAGUCUCAUGGACAAAGUGUUUCGCAAUCAGAUCAACCGAUUUGUUGUUGUAUAUUCGGAUGACAUUCUUGUCUUCAACAAAUCAAUGGAGGAGCACAUGAGACACCUUGAGGAACUGAUGCAGAUCCUCAAGGACACGCAACUCCAUCUCAACUUGGAAAAAUCUGAGUUUGGGAGGGACAGCGUCAUCUACCUUGGACAUCGGUUGUCUGCUGCAGGCCUAGAGCCCGAGGCAACCAAGGUUGAGGUCAUCCAAAAGUGGCCCCAACCUGCGAAUGUCCGCGAGUUGCGUUCUUUUCUUGGCCUUGCGUCGUACUACCGUAAGUUUGUGCCUAAGUUUUCUAUCAUUGCCCGUCCAUUGUCUAGACUAACCAGCAAGAAUGUGUCCUACACAUGGGAUGAGGAGUGCAUGACAACCUUCGAAGCACUAAAGAAGGCUUUGUGGAUUCAGACACAGAUAAACCCAUCAACUACGCUGACCCGCUGGCUGCAUGAGAUUGAUGUGUAUGAUUUUGAACUCAAACACAAGAAAGGCUGCUAUAAUCGUGUUGCGGAUGCUUUGUCUCGUCACCCUGAGUACAUGACUUGCCUAGUGGGUUCCUACGAUCUUCGCAAGAACUUACAGAAGGAACUCAUUGAGCACACUGCCAAGGAUCCGGAACUCAGUCCCAUCCUUGAGCAGAUUCGGGCUGACCCUAGUAGUCAGCCUGAUGUCCAUGAUUGUAAGGGCCUUCUCUUCCGACGCUACGGUAAGCGUGACCGGUUGUGUGUACCCAACCAUGAGCCAAUCAUCACUCACUUCUUGGGUUUGGCUCAUGGCCGGAGUGGACAUUUUGGUGUUGAGAAGACAUACGAGAAUCUGUUGGAAAAGUUUGUGUGGCCUGGUAUGAAAAGAAUGGCACAAAGGUUUGUGGCUGAGUGUGAAGUUUGUCAACGCAUUAAACCGUCUCGGCAGAAGCCUUAUGGGCUGCUGCACCCUCUUCCUAUUCCUGACGGUCCGGGGGAGUCUGUUUCUAUUGACUUCACGGACAUGGGGAAGAAGAGCAGAAACGGUUAUUCCCAAGUUAUGGUGAUUGUCGAUCGUUUUUCGAAGUUUUUGAAUCUGAUUCCACUACCACCUCACGCCCCAACUGACCUUGUUAUCAAAGAGUUUCACAAAAGAUACAUUCUGCAGUGUGGGCCCCCGAAAACUCUUGUGAGUGACAGGGACACUAGGUUCAUAAGUGCAGAAUGGAAGGACUUCACCUCCCAGGUCUAUGACAUGAUACUCAAGAUGACAUCUGGUCGACAUCCCGAAGCCAAUGGACUGGCCGAGGAGAUCAACCAGACGGUGAUCCAACUUCUCCGAGCCUUAAUUGUGCCUGAUCAGAACUCUUGGGAUGAGGAAUUGCCGAUCGUGCAAGGGUUGUAUAACAACUCCAUCCACUCUUCCACCGGGAUGACGCCUAACCGACUACAUCUUGGAUGGAAAAUUCGCAAUCCUCUAUCCUACCUGUUCCCUGAACAGCCUCCUGGUCUGACACCUGGCCAGCCAGGCUACAACGCUAAGUACGAUCGGUUGCUCAAGGUUGUUGUCGCAGCUAUGGAAAGGCGACGCAGCGCCAUGAUUAAACAUGCUAACAAAAAGCGCCAGCCUGCACCAUUCACAGUGGGAAGUUAUGCUUGGGUUAAAAUGUCUGAGUUUUCUGAAGAGGAAGGUGUAUCAUGAAAACUUCUUCCUUAGUACUACGGUCUGUGGCAGGUCUUGAACCAG